CCAUGCUCCUCCUCAGGCUCAGCAGCAGGUACUAGCCCCACCAUGGACUCGCAGGCCCCACCCCAGGGUCCUGUGCAGACGCUCAUCUUCAUGGACCUGGAGGCCACAGGGCUGCCUUUCUCCCAGCCCAAGGUCACGGAACUGUGCAUGCUGGCCAUCCACAGAUGUGCCCUGGAGAACCCACCCACCCCCCAGGGGCCACCGCCCACAGUGCCUCCGCUGCCCCGAGUUGUGGACAAGCUCUCUCUGUGCGUGGCUCCCGGGAAGGCCUGCAGCCCUGGGGCCAGCAACAUCACUGGCCUGAGCACGGCUGUGCUAGCCGCACAUGGGCGCCAGCGCUUUGACGCUGACCUGGCCAACCUGCUCCGAGCCUUCCUGCAGCGGCAGCCACAGCCCUGGUGCCUCGUGGCACACAAUGGUGACCGCUAUGACUUCCCCCUGCUCCAGGCAGAGUUGGCUGCACUGGGCCUUGCUAGUGUUCUGGAUGGUGCCUUCUGCAUAGACAGCAUCGCCGCCCUGAAGGCCCUGGAGCAUGCCAGCAGCUCCUCUGAGCCUGGCUCAAGGAAGAGCUACAGCCUGGGAAACAUCUACACACGUCUCUACAGGCAGACCCCGCCAGACUCACACACAGCUGAGGGGGACGUCCUGGCCCUGGUCAGCAUCUGCCAGUGGAAGCCACAGGCCCUGCUGCAGUGGGUGGAUUCUCAUGCCAGGCCCUUCGGCACUGUCAAGCCCAUGUACAAGGCUGAAGCUCCCACUGGGCCCAGCCCAAGGUCAUCAGCUGCCACAGCCACUGCACCCCUGGUCACAGCCCGAGACACCUGUCCCAACCUUGGGAGUAGAAAGGGGCCCCAGAGUCCUUUUCCCAUGAAGAGUCAUGGAGCCUCAUCCACAGAGGGUCUUCUGGCCCCACUGGGCCUGCUGGCCUUCCUGACCUUGGCAGUAGCCACUUUGUACGGGCUAACCCUGGCCAUGCCAGCGCAGUAG
Elephantulus edwardii (Cape elephant shrew) is the source of this 987-nucleotide messenger RNA. RefSeq names its product three prime repair exonuclease 1 (gene TREX1). Gene Ontology annotation, cellular component: cytoplasm. The record is from RefSeq and is a predicted model, not a curated record. NCBI's taxonomy places the organism in Eukaryota, Metazoa, Chordata, Mammalia, Macroscelidea, Macroscelididae. Gene Ontology annotation, molecular function: 3'-5'-DNA exonuclease activity; nucleic acid binding. The transcript has a single exon. Bases 43 to 987 code for a protein of 314 amino acids. Gene Ontology annotation, biological process: DNA catabolic process.